AUGUCUCUGACGAGUUUUCUACCGGUGCCGACUCAGCUGUCGCAAGACCAGCUGGAGGCAGAGGAGAGGCUCCGGGCCCAGAAGACUUACUCCACCGCCCUGGUUGCGUCCCGCAAAGAGCCUCCUCCGUACGGACACCGAAAAGGCUGGGUGCCGCGCACACUUGAGGACUUUGGCGAUGGAGGAGCCUUCCCAGAAAUCCAUGUGGCCCAGUUUCCUCUGGAGAUGGGCAGGAAAAAGAAGACGUCCAACGCCCUGGCAGUGCAGGUGGAUGCCGAAGGAAAGGUUAAAUAUGAUGCCAUCGCCAGACAAGGGCAGGGAAAAGAUAAGGUGAUCUUCAGUAAGUACACCGACCUACUUCCAAAGGAAGUUCUUAAUGAAGAUGCUUCGGAACUACGGAAACCUGAUGAGGAGGCAGUUCAAGAGCUGACAGAGAAGACCCGCGCCGCUCUGGAAAAGCAAGUGUCUCAGAAGAUUGCUGCCGCCAUGCCUGUAAGAGCAGCAGACAAACAAGCCCCCGCACAGUACAUCAGAUACACCCCUUCCCAGCAGGGUGUGGCUUUUAAUUCAGGGGCCAAACAGAGAGUCAUCCGUAUGGUGGAAAUGCAGAAAGACCCCAUGGAACCGCCUCGUUUUAAAAUCAACAAGAAAAUUCCUCGAGGACCUCCUUCUCCACCCGCCCCGGUCAUGCAUUCUCCAAGUAGAAAGAUGACGGUGAAGGAACAGCAGGAGUGGAAGAUUCCUCCAUGCAUCUCCAACUGGAAGAACGCAAAGGGUUACACCAUUCCUCUUGACAAACGUCUGGCUGCUGAUGGAAGGGGUUUGCAAACGGUUCACAUUAAUGAGAACUUUGCCAAGCUGGCCGAGGCCCUUUAUAUUGCUGAUAGAAAGGCCAGGGAAGCUGUGGAGAUGAGAGCCCAGGUGGAGAAGAAGAUGGCUCAAAAGGAGAAGGAGAAGAAAGAGGAGAAACUCAGGGAGCUGGCACAGAUGGCUCGAGACCACAGGGCAGGGAUCAAAAGCCACGGUGACAAAGGUGGCGAGGACGGCGAGGCCAGGAAGCGGGACAUGAUCCGCCACGACAGGAUAAAAGAACGACAGCACGACAGGAACAUUUCCAGAGCUGCUCCUGAUAAGAGGUCGAAGCUGCAGAGAGAUCAGGACAGAGACAUCAGUGAGCUCAUCGCCCUGGGCAAACCCAACCCUCGUUCCUCCAGCGAGGCUCAGUACGACCAGCGCCUCUUCAACCAGAGCAAGGGUAUGGAUAGUGGAUUUGCUGGUGGUGAAGAUGAGACCUACAAUGUGUACGACCAGCCCUUCCGCAGUGGAAAAGAUAUGGCCUCCAACAUCUACAGGCCCAGCAAGAACAUUGACAAAGACGCCUACACAGAUGACUUUGACUCCCUCAUGCGAAACAACAGGUUCGCUCCAGAUAAGGAGUUCUCAGGCGCCGACCACAAUCAAAGGCGGGAAGGCCCGGUCCAAUUCGAAGAAGAUCCCUUCGGCCUGGACAAGUUCUUGGAGCAGGCCAAGCAGCACGGCAGCUCUAAGAGGCCGUCCACCAGCAACCGCUCAAAGGACGACUACCACGACAAGAAGCGCAGGAAGGAGUGA
This is a messenger RNA of Menidia menidia (Atlantic silverside), 1611 nucleotides long. NCBI's taxonomy places the organism in Eukaryota, Metazoa, Chordata, Actinopteri, Atheriniformes, Atherinopsidae. The record is from the annotation of a GenBank genome assembly.